UCUGGCUGCCCUGGCCGAGGGGCUGAGAGAGAGCGCGGGUGGCUAGGCGCCGGCCGGGAAGGUCCGCGAGCAGACGGGAGUCGGACGCCUGGGACUCGGGACUUGCUCCAGCUAUGAAAGCUACAUAGUGGAAAGCCAUGAUGCUUCUUCUGUCCGGGAUGUGAUAAGGAUGAAAGUUUGACUUUGGAGUGCCAGGAACCUGAGCACUUGCUGAGGACACAGAGCCCAGCCCUGACCAUUGGAGAGCCUACAACACAAUGAACAAAUUGAACUUUCAUAACAACAGAGUCAUGCAAGACCGCCGGAGUGUGUGUAUUUUCCUUCCCAAUGAUGAAUCUCUGAACAUCAUCAUAAAUGUUAAGAUUCUGUGUCACCAAUUGCUGGUCCAAGUAUGUGACCUGCUCAGGCUAAAGGAUUGUCAUCUGUUUGGACUCAGUGUUAUACAAAAUAAUGAACAUGUGUAUAUGGAGCUGUCACAAAAGCUUUAUAAGUAUUGUCCAAAGGAAUGGAAGAAAGAGGCCAGCAAGGUACGACAAUACGAAGUCACUUGGGGUAUUGACCAAUUUGGGCCUCCCAUGAUUAUACACUUCCGUGUGCAGUACUAUGUGGAAAAUGGCAGAUUGAUCAGUGACAGAACAGCAAGAUACUAUUAUUACUGGCACCUGAGAAAACAAGUCCUUCAUUCUCAGUGUGUGCUGCGAGAGGAGGCCUACUUCCUGCUGGCAGCCUUUGCCCUGCAGGCUGAUCUUGGGAACUUCAAAAGGAAUAAGCACUAUGGAAAAUACUUUGAGCCUGAAGCUUACUUCCCCUCUUGGGUUCUUUCCAAGAGGGGGAAGGAGUACAUCCUGAAGCACAUUCCAAACAUGCACAAAGAUCAGUUUGCCCUGACUGCUUCUGAGGCGCAUCUGAAAUACAUCAAAGAGGCCGUCCGACUGGAUGAUGUUGCCGUUCAUUACUACAGACUGUACAAGGAUAAAAGAGAAAUUGAAGCUUCACUGACUCUUGGAUUGACCAUGCGAGGAAUACAGAUUUUCCAGAAUCUAGAUGAAGAGAAACAACUACUUUAUGAUUUCCCCUGGACGAAUGUUGGAAAGUUGGUGUUUGUGGGAAAGAAGUUUGAGAUUUUGCCUGAUGGUCUGCCCUCAGCCAGGAAGCUUAUCUACUAUACCGGGUGCCCCAUGCGUUCCAGACACCUCCUACAGCUUCUGAGCAACAGUCACCGCCUCUACAUGAACUUGCAGCCUGUCCUGCGCCACAUCCGGAAGCUGGAGGAAAAUGAAGAGAAGAAACAGUACCGGGAAUCAUACAUCAGUGACAACCUGGACCUGGACAUGGACCAGCUGGAAAAGCGGUCACGGGCCAGCGGGAGCAGUGCGGGCAGUGUGAAGCACAAGCGCCUGUCCCGUCAUUCUACUGCCAGUCACAGCAGCUCCCACACCUCAGGCAUUGAGGCUGACACCAAGCCCCGGGACACGGGGCCAGAGGACAGCUACUCAGGCAGCGCCAUCCACCGCAAGCUGAAGACUUGCAGCUCCAUGACCAGCCAUGGCAGCUCCCACACCUCAGGGGUGGAGAGCGGUGGCAAAGACCGCCUGGAAGAGGACUCGCAGGAUGAUGAAAUAGAGAUGUUGGUUGAUGACCCCAGGGAUCUGGAGCCAAUGAAUGAAGAAGAGUCUCUGGAAGUCAGCUCUGACAUGUGCAUCUAUAUUACAGAGGACAUGCUCCUGUCCAGGAAGCUGAACGGACAUUCUGGAUUGAUUGUGAAAGAAAUUGGUUCUUCCACCUCCAGCUCUUCAGAAACAGUUGUCAAACUUCGUGGCCAGAGUACUGAUUCUCUUCCACAGACUAUAUGUAGAAAACCAAAGACUUCCACCGAUCGACAUAGCUUGAGCCUUGAUGACAUCAGACUUUACCAGAAAGACUUCCUGCGCAUUGCAGGUCUGUGUCAGGACACUGCUCAGAGUUACACCUUUGGGUGUGGCCACGAACUGGAUGACGAGGGCCUCUACUGCAACAGCUGCUUGGCUCAGCAGUGUGUCAACAUCCAAGAUGCUUUUCCAGUCAAAAGAACCAGCAAAUACUUUUCCCUGGAUCUCACUCAUGACGAAGUUCCAGAGUUUGUUGUAUAAAAUCCACCUGCCAGCCGCCGUUGCAGACAGCUUUGCUGCCUGCCAGAGACUGUGGAAGUCCUGAGUUCUUUACGGAUUACUUGUGCCAUAUUUUCUUCGCCCCAAACAUAGCUCUUUCUUUAUAAUAUUUGUGACGGAAACAAAAGCCUUGGGACAAUUGCACUUUAAGUAUUAUGCAGAUGUAAAAGAACUACCGAGAAUGUACAGCAAGACAAGUGCCCAGAUAUGUGUUGACCCUUCAGAAGGAAAUGUGCUUUACUGAUUACCAAGCCUUAGACUACUGGGCUGUGGUGUUUGUUCAGCUGUUGUUUUUCAGUUCAAUUACAUUUUUUUUUUUAACUUCAUGAAAAAAUGUUAGGCUUAUUUGUUUUCUUGUAUUUUUUUUUUACUACUCCCUUGUGAAGUGCUUGUUAUUUGAGGGAGGAGUGAGGGAAGGUCUUCUCUUCUUUGAAUGGAGAGAUGAUUGCUUAAUAUACAGCUGUUGCUGCCUCACAAGCUGUCCCAAAGUGAACACUAACAAAGUGGUCAUGGUCACAUGGUUCUAGCAAGCCAAAGAUGCUCCGAGCAAGAGAAGAUGUGGACUAAGCAACAACCAGAAGACUGUGCAUGACUUUUCACCUGUCAGUGCCACGGUAUCCUUGUUGCUCUUCCAGAAAAGUCUAGGGUUCAGUUGAGUUCCUCACCUGAGUAACAAAUCUGCUGUGUUCAUGGCAGUGCAUUUUGAGGGUUUACAAACCUGACAUUUGUCAGAGUGAUGGAAAUGUCUUAGAAAAUGUUUAUGCUUUGUGAUGUUUGGUUCGUGUUGUUUUUCGGUUAUCAAGAACAAAUGAGAGUAAUGCUAGUUUCUUCUUGAUCAAAAUACUUUAUAUAUGUAUAUGUCGUACAUACAUAAAUAUGUGGGAUUGUGUGUGCUUAUGUUUCAAGCUCACUGACUCUUCAUUUUGGCUUCCAUGACUAUCUUGUAUACCCAGUUCCUUUUUUAACAUUGAGACUGUCGCUGAGCGCCGAGUGAAUGAUGCCUAGACAAUCACUUGAUAUGUGCAGUUAAGAAUGACUUCUUUCUCAUGUGCCUUGGGCCAUGAUUCUCAACUCGUAUUGCAUAGUAGAAAUUUUUGAGGAGCUUUAACAAAAAUAAACCUUGAUACCUAGGCCCCACUCCAGACCAAUGAGAGCAGCCGUUUGUGGGUGGGACCAGGAAAAAUGGCCUUUUUGUCCUUUUGAGUUUUUCAGAUGGAGUUAAUAUUGCAACAGAACUGAAGACCACUGAUCCAGAGGGUGUCUCUUUUAUUAAUUUUGAAGUCCAAGUAUAUAGAAAAUGCAGCUGUAUCAGAAAGGGCCAUUUGUUAGACAGUUACUGCAGUGCUGCUGUGAUGACAGAUCAUGAAAUCAAGUCAGGAGGAUGGAUGCUCAACCUGCGAUGUACAGUGAAAACGUUGCUUGAAUUUCAGGAGAGAACUUCAUAGCACAAUGUCUUUCUAUGAGAUAUUUUUAAUGAUUUAGUAUUUUACAACAUUUGUUUACCAUAUUUUGAUACACCAUUUUUGCUAUCUGCCAGGUUUUAUUAAAAAAAGAACUAUAUAUUAUUUUCUAAAGAAACAGUCAUAUUUUUGUACAAAAUUCUGUUUUCAAGUAACAAAGAAGUAGAUUUAGGGGACUGCAGAACAUAGGCAGUGUUGUUGCCGUGGAUGGGAAUCAGUAUUAUUGAAAAAGGUGGCCAUACAGCCCGCCCUGUGCUGCCUCUGAGCAUGUUACACGAGCAACAGAACCUCAUCCAGAAACUGACACUUCAAAAGGAAAUCAAAGUUCUGUAUAGUUCUGUAUUCAUGAAAUUAUUUUGUUUUUGUAAAACGCUUUAAAAGAACCAAAGUUUCAGAUAUCAGAAUGUAUAAAAGUAUCUCAGUCUCUAUAAGAGGGAAUAAAGUAUGAAGGGACCAUUUAAUGGCUAUUCUACUUCUGAGUCAUUGAAUAAUCCAACAUUUCCUAUAGAUCCUGGUGAAGUUUGUAUUGGACAGAGCCCAGAUAAUAAUGCAGUGCAUUUCCUUAGCUCUUAGCAUUCUUGCAAACAUAAAGAACAAAGAAAACAUUAUUUAAUUGAACAGGUAGUGCUUUAUACUUUAUUUUCUCUCAACAUCAGCCAGAACCAGGUUUUCAGGGUUUUGCCAGUAUUGUUGGUGGUUUUGCACACCUUCUUUCUAAUUGGAUUUAUGAAUAAUCUUAGGAGUUUUCAAAAGUAGAAGAUGCAAGGGAACAUUUUUGCCUUUUGAUCCACUGUUUGCAGCAAGAUUAUAUAUAUAUAUAUGUAUAUGUAUAUGAAAAUCCACUUUGAAUAAUCUACCUUUUGUAUUUGGAGAUUGUUUUAAAAAAAUAAAAAAGGAAAAUAAAAGUA
Dipodomys spectabilis (banner-tailed kangaroo rat) is the source of this 4515-nucleotide messenger RNA. RefSeq names its product FERM domain containing 6 (gene Frmd6). The transcript is spliced from 14 exons. Bases 258 to 2129 code for a protein of 623 amino acids. The record is from RefSeq and is a predicted model, not a curated record. Gene Ontology annotation, biological process: positive regulation of hippo signaling. Gene Ontology annotation, cellular component: cytoplasmic side of apical plasma membrane; cytoskeleton. NCBI's taxonomy places the organism in Eukaryota, Metazoa, Chordata, Mammalia, Rodentia, Heteromyidae.